UCCGCGGCGUGCAGGGUCCUGCGGGCCGGCUAGCUGGCUGGGUAGUGGGCUGCGGCUGGGGGAGGGGACGGGCCGAGCUCGGGGCCGUGGGGAUGAGGGCUCCCGGAGACCUGCGGAGUCGUCAGAGUCUGUUCCCUGGCGCCGUCUCCUGAAUCCAGCGCGCCCGCUUCGGAGCGCGAGGCGGAGAGCAUCCUGACCGAGGGCCGCGCAGCCCCUGAGCCUCUAUACCGAGAUCGCCAACUUCGGAUCUUCAACGGGGUGCCGCGGCUCGGAAAGCAUGACGACCGAGACCUUCGUGAAGGAUAUCAAGCCCGGGCUCAAGAACCUCAACCUCAUCUUCAUUGUACUGGAGACAGGCCGAGUGACCAAGACAAAGGACGGGCACGAGGUUCGGACCUGUAAAGUGGCAGACAAAACGGGCAGCAUCAAUAUCUCUGUGUGGGACGAUGUGGGCAACCUAAUCCAGCCUGGCGACAUUAUCCGACUCACCAAAGGGUACGCUUCAGUGUUCAAAGGUUGUCUGACGCUGUACACUGGCCGCGGGGGCGACCUGCAGAAGAUUGGGGAAUUCUGUAUGGUUUAUUCUGAAGUUCCUAAUUUCAGCGAGCCCAACCCAGAGUAUAGCAGUCAGCAGGCACCCAACAAAUCGGUGCAGAAUGACAGCAGCCCCACUGCGCCCCCAGCGACCACAGGACCCCCUGCCUCCUCUCCAGCUUCUGAGAGCCAGAACGGGAACGGGCUGAGCACCCAAGCGGGUCCUGUCGGUGGCCCCCAUCCCUCUCACACCCCUUCACACACCCCCAGCACGCGAAUCACGCGAAGCCAGCCCAACCACACACCUUCUGGCCCUCCUGGCCCCUCCAGCAACCCUGUCAGCAACGGCAAAGAAACCCGCAGAAGCAGCAAGAGAUAGCAAGAAGUGAGUCCUCACCUCCACCACGGCCAUGACCCAGGUGUCUGCCCAGAACAAGCCAGUCUUCUCCUGGGCUGUGGAACUGGAGGGAGGAGUAGCUGCAUUUUAGCCACUAGACUUCCCUGGAGGGGUGGUGAGCAGUGAGCGCCCUUAUCCACCUCAAACUCAUGCCCUCCUUGUCCUGCUGCCACUGCCUGUCCCCUGGGAUCAGGGCC
Messenger RNA from Acomys russatus (golden spiny mouse), 1128 nucleotides. It is a transcript of the gene Nabp2, whose product is annotated as nucleic acid binding protein 2. The transcript is spliced from 7 exons. Gene Ontology annotation, molecular function: DNA binding. The coding region runs from base 278 to 913 and encodes 211 amino acids. NCBI's taxonomy places the organism in Eukaryota, Metazoa, Chordata, Mammalia, Rodentia, Muridae. Gene Ontology annotation, cellular component: SOSS complex. The record is from RefSeq and is a predicted model, not a curated record. Gene Ontology annotation, biological process: response to ionizing radiation; double-strand break repair via homologous recombination; mitotic cell cycle checkpoint signaling.